GAAUUUCUGCGCAUGCGUGUUUUCAGUCGGCCUCCGGUCGCUUCGCCAUCUUUUUGGCAGCCCAUUGUUCACUCCGAAGCUACCAGCGGUGUCCAACCUCUUCACACUUCGCAUUAAAACAGCUGGACCGUGCCACCGAGAGUUGCCCGCCACCGUCGUGGAUUUGCUCACAAGGUCGCGACUUGUUUUCGGCCAGAAAGUGAGACAGAAUGGACGACGAGCAGCCCAAAACCCUGUAUGUGGGGAAUCUCUCCCGGGACGUGACAGAGGCCUUGAUUUUGGAGUUGUUUAGCCAGAUUGGACCCUGUAAAAGCUGUAAAAUGAUAGUAGAUACAGCAGGUCAUGAUCCGUACUGCUUUGUGGAGUUCUAUGAACAUAGACAUGCCACUGCCACAAUUGCAGCUAUGAAUGGUCGGAAAAUACUGGGUAAGGAAGUGAAGGUCAACUGGGCCACAACACCAACAAGCCAAAAGAAAGACACAAGCAGUCAUUUCCAUGUUUUUGUUGGAGAUCUAAGUCCUGAAAUCACCACAGAUGACAUUAAGGCUGCUUUCGCCCCUUUUGGGAAAAUAUCGGAUUGUCGAGUGGUGAAAGACAUGGCCACGGGUAAAUCUAAAGGCUAUGGCUUUGUUUCCUUCUUCAACAAAUGGGAUGCAGAGAAUGCCAUUCAGCAAAUGGGAGGACAGUGGUUGGGAGGAAGACAGAUCAGGACCAACUGGGCCACGAGGAAACCUGCUCCUAAAACCACCACUGAAACAACCAGUACCAAGCAGCUAUCAUUUGAUGAGGUGCUGAACCAGUCCAGCCCCAGCAACUGUACUGUCUACUGCGGAGGAGUCACAACCGGUCUCACAGAACAAAUCAUGAGACAGACCUUCUCUCCUUUUGGCCAAAUAAUGGAAAUUCGUGUUUUCCCAGAGAAGGGCUACUCGUUUGUGAGGUUUAACUCCCACGAGGCAGCAGCCCACGCCAUAGUUUCUGUUAACGGCACUUCCAUAGAGGGCAAUGUGGUCAAGUGUUACUGGGGCAAGGAAACGACAGACAUGGUCCAGGGCCCCAUACAGCAGGUACAGAUGGCACAGCAGAACACACUGAGCUUUGCAGCACAGCCCUACAACCAGUGGGGUCAGUGGUACAGCAACACCCAACAGAUCGGUCAGUAUGUCCCUAAUGGAUGGCAGGUGCCGAGCUACAGCGUCUAUGGGCAGACCUGGGAUCAGCAGGGCUACAAUCAUUUACAUGCUGGAGCUGGAUGGACAGGCGUGGGCGCCGUCAGCAACGGGGGCAUGGUAGAGCCCGGACAGGGCGUCAACGGGACGAUGCUAACCAACCAAGCAGGCAUGAGCGCUACUGGCUACCACACCCACUGAUCACAGUAACGCCGUCUAGACGUCUGAGGCCACAAGGGUCGUACUCCGCUGGGGAAGGAGUGCGCCAGAUGUGCUCCGUUUGUCACGUGACUAAAAUUGCUGUUACUGAAGCUGGUACAUCAUUUUACCAGCUCCACGCCUCACCCACUGCCCCAAUCUGGAAGAUUAGUCACCCUUUAACACUGUUAAAGCUACCGCUAAUGCACCUUGCAUUCCUGGGCCCGUUUCCAUUGUUCAGUGUUACUGGCCAAAUGUAAAUUAUACAGUGUGUCAGAAAGUUCUUGUUCCAAACAAAUGUUCAGUGAAUUAAAUCUACCGUAAAACUUCAGCUUAUUGUUUGUUUUCAGCCCCUGGAAGCCAAAGAGCAAGGGCAGGAUUUUAUAUCAACAUUUAACGAUCAUCCAGGGCAAAGAGGCAGUUCGCUUCGCCACAGGAAGCACUCAGUCCACAGUUUUGGAACACAGCCACAAGAUAUGUAACAAAAGAGAGCUCUUCCUGUUGCUUUCCACUGGUUACUAUGGUGACACAUGAGUUUGAGUGAGUCCUCAGGGUGUUGAGUCAUUCUGUGAAACAUACAUGUAAGCAGGUUGAUGGGAAUUUGGGUGCAACAAAACUCAGACGCCAGUGCUCCUUCAUCCCCUUGACCGGACUGAACAGACGGAAGAAUCCCAUCUGUGGAUAUGAAGUGUGUGUGUAUGUGUGUGUGUGUGUGUGCAUGAACUGAUGAUUUUAUUCACCAAGACAAGGUCCUGAUCAUCUUCCCGCUGAAUCCAGAAGGACUAUGCCAUUAUUAUUUUGUUUUUGCUACAAAAUGAUAGAGAAAAUGUGUUUUUAUUUUUUUGGAGCAAUUUAAAGAAAAAAUGCUGAUGUUGUACAAAGAGCUUUUGCCUUUUGUGUUUUAUGUCAGGACUGAAGAAGAGUUUGUGACACCAUCAAGAGACAUGCAAAGACCUCUUUUGUUUGUUUAGAACAACAGGAAGUGGCUGUCAACUUUAUUUUUUAAAUUAGUUCUAUCUGAAAUAAAACAAUUGCAGGGAUUACUGCCACUCUUAUCUUACUUACAGGCAGAUGGAUAUUGCACAAAGUCUUAGUUGUCCUCACAAAAUUUGAAAUAACAAAUUGUUUUGUUUCUGCAUUCCACUUUGUGAUUUUAUUUGGAAGCCUGUUUUAUGUAAAUAGCCAAUUUUUCUGUUAAAUUGUACUAAAUCUGUAUAAAGACAUGUUCAUUAAGAAAAGCGUGCUUGCUCCUGGGUGGGGAAAGUGGAUUUCAGACCGAAGCGUGGUGGUCUGUGAAGAGAAGCAUCGUUUCGUUCUUCCAGCCAAUCAGAGGACAAGCAGCAUUGCUAUGCAAUGCAAAAGUCUUUAGAUGGAUAAGAACUUCUAACUUAUUGGUUUACACAGACAGUGAUUUUUUGAAAUAGAUUUAGACUUCUAGAGUUGGUGUAGUUUCAGAUGAAUCCAUUGUGUUGCCUUAAGAGUUUUAAGUUGACCAAAAACCAUCUGAGAGUAGGCAGUGCCUAUGAAUGUUUUUCAGCCUACAUUUUAGCACGAUAAGUUCUGUGGACGCAUCAGUAACAUGAUUUGUGUUUUUGCUUUUUCCCAUUAAAAUGCUGAUGUUUAUUACAGCUCACAUUUA
Messenger RNA from Nothobranchius furzeri (turquoise killifish), 3006 nucleotides. RefSeq names its product cytotoxic granule associated RNA binding protein TIA1. Lineage: Eukaryota; Metazoa; Chordata; Actinopteri; Cyprinodontiformes; Nothobranchiidae. The record is from RefSeq and is a predicted model, not a curated record. Gene Ontology annotation, molecular function: RNA binding.